AUGGCAGCGAAUAGGGGAGUGGAGACCUUCUUAUCUGUCUUCUUAUCUGUCCUGCUGUGCAGCUGUCCAGGGACCGAGCUGAAGGCAUUCAACAUAACUUUAGGUUCAAUUACUGAUGAUUCACUCAAUUCAACAAAUGAAGACAUACCUGAAGUGUUUGAUGAAAUUCUAGCCCAAGAGAUUUUAGAGCCAAACAACACAGCAAUGUCUGAAGCGCCACAGACGACAGUAACAACGGUAGCAACAACAGUAACAAGCAAGGAGAAAUGCAAGUAUACCCCCUCAGCCCCAGGGGCCCAAGUUGUUGACAUUGAUGAAAAUUACCAAGAGGAUGGCUCUGAGAAUUACCAUGAGUUACUGGAGAAUUUAGAAGUCUCAUCUACAAACAAGGAGAAUCCAGAAAAUAAUGAAGAGAAGAGUCCAAGCAAUGACUUAGUUCUGGGCAAAAUCCUUGAAAACAUAGGAAGAUCUUCAGGCAGCCUGGAACUGACAGGCAAGUACUCCUUGAGCAUCAGGCCCCCUGCCAGGCUGAGGUGA
Messenger RNA from Psammomys obesus (fat sand rat), 537 nucleotides. RefSeq names its product sperm acrosome associated 7 (gene Spaca7). The record is from RefSeq and is a predicted model, not a curated record. Gene Ontology annotation, cellular component: acrosomal vesicle. NCBI's taxonomy places the organism in Eukaryota, Metazoa, Chordata, Mammalia, Rodentia, Muridae. Bases 1 to 537 code for a protein of 178 amino acids. The transcript is spliced from 5 exons.